Tilletiopsis washingtonensis is the source of this 3034-nucleotide messenger RNA. RefSeq lists its product as hypothetical. Lineage: Eukaryota; Fungi; Basidiomycota; Exobasidiomycetes; Entylomatales. The transcript is spliced from 3 exons. Bases 134 to 2764 code for a protein of 876 amino acids. The record is from RefSeq and is a predicted model, not a curated record. Gene Ontology annotation, molecular function: transcription cis-regulatory region binding; metal ion binding. Gene Ontology annotation, biological process: positive regulation of transcription by RNA polymerase II.
GACGACGACGACGGGCAACCGGAGUUUCGUCCCCCACCGCUCACCUCUCCCACACACUCUCCACUCCUCUCUUUGGCUCGAGCUGUGCCGGCAUCCUCGACUUGCUGUUCGCACACCGCGCAGAGCAGAGACCAUGUCGCACGCACCUCGUCGCCCCGCGCCGCCGGGCGCCACUGGCGGCACUGGGGCCGGUGCCAAGGGCGCACAGCAGCAGGCAGGCGGACGCAGUCGUGGACAGGACAUCAGCCAUCUGCUCGCCUUCACGCUGCCGCCUCGCGCACGGCCGCCGCCCGCCGCGCAGCAGCGGCGCUCGCGGCGCAGCGGCUACAGCGUGCCGUUCAACAAGGAGCGCUAUGUGAACGCGCAGUACCGCUUCCUCGUCAAGCCCACGGGCGACUACACGGCCUACUUUGCCGAUCCCGACAUCUACCUGCUCUGGGCGGACAUUCUCUCCGUGCUCAUCCCCACCUCCUCCGCGCUCUCCUCUGCUUCGCUCUCCGGCAACAACACUGGCAGCAGCAGCACGGCGCCGCAUCUCGAGACACACGAGGGCGCCGCCUGUCCCAUCUGCCUCUCGCCGCCCACGGCACCGCGCAUGACCAAGUGCGGCCACGUCUUUUGCUUUCCGUGCAUCCUGCACUACCUCUCCUCGCACGACGAGCCCGCGUCGGGCGGCAGCAGCGGCAUCAGCACGCCCUCGUCGCGCCCCGGGGCGGCGCCCGGCACGCACGGCUCGGCCCUCGUGCGGCAUGCGCCGCCGCCCACGCACACGCCUGCGCCGCCAAAGUGGAAGCGCUGCCCCAUCUGCUGGGACGCCAUCUACGCGCGCGACGUCAAGGCCGUCACGUUCCACGAUGCACGCGCCAUCGCACAGGAGCACGAGGCCGCCGUCGAGUUGCCGCGCGCCGCCCCACCGGACGGAGGCGAGCGCCUGACGAUGCGUCUCAUUGAGCGCCCACAUCUCACCACAAUGGCGCUGCCGCAGUCCUCGACGUGGCCGGCGGCGUCAUUUAGCGGCAGCAACGAGCCGCCGCUGAUCCCACAUCACUCUGCGCCAUGGCACUUCCAGCCCGACGUGCUAGGCUUCGCCAAGCUCAUGCUCGCCACGCCGGCGCUGCUGCUGCAGAAUCUGGCGCGCGAUGCCGCCGAGCUCGGCGCCGAGCGACAGCUGCUGCUUGACCUCUCUGGGCCCGACGAGCCGAGCCUUGUCUUCGUGGCGCUGGCGCUCGAGAAGGUCAAGGAGCAGAUGCAGAUGGUCGAGCGCGAUCUCGACACGCAGGCCGUACGCGAGGCAGAGGCGCAGGCGCAUGCUGAGCUGCGCGAACAUCAGCUGCAUGAGCAGACGCGGAGGGAACAGGAGGAGGAGAGACGUCGGGCGCGCAAGGCAGCGCUGCCCAAUGGCAGGGAUCAGAACAGCGAGGAGGCGCCUGCGCCUCAGCCCGGCGAGCAAGAUGCAGCAGCGCCAGAGGCAACCGAGGGGACAGAGGAGUUUCUCGCUCUGCGCUUUGCCGCUGGCGGCGCAGUGGCGCCCGCGCAGGAGGAGACGCCAUCAGGACGGCUAGCCUCUCGGCCACGGCCGGCACGGCGCAACCUCAACCCGCCGUCGCCGUCCUCUUCGUCCUACUUCUUCUAUCAGGCGGCAUCAGGGCAGCACAUCUACCUGCAUCCGCUCGACAUCAAGAUCCUGCUCUCUGAGUUCGGCUCGUACGCGCGCUUCCCGCGCACGCUGCGCCUCAAGAUUCAGGGCGCCGACGAGGGCAGCAUGAACGAGGAGCUACGGCGUCGAUGCAAGUACCUUACGCACCUGCCGACGGGCACGGACGUGGUGUUCGUCGAGGUGGACUGGGAGGCCAUGUCGACGCCUGCUGCUGCGGCCGGCGAGCAGGACAUCGUCGAGGCGCCACUGGUGCGCAAGACAACGCUGCAGCCUUACGAGCAAGGGCUGCGGCAGCGCAGACACAAGCGCCGCGACCGCGAGCGCCGCGACGACCGCGCAAAGCUGCGCUUCGAGGAACGCGAGGCUGCUGCACGGCCGGGCGGCGCCAUGGCGGCGGCCAGACGCGAGGCCGCCGUGGCGAGUCUGGCCGAGGACCCGGAGCUCGGCUUCGGCAGCAGUGUCGGCUCGAGCGUGGGAGGCGGAGGCUUGGCGGCGAUGAGCUCCUCGUCGGCGGCUAGCAACGGGGCCUCGCCAAGCUUCCGCGAGGCAGCGCUCUGGGGCGCCGAGCGCGACUUUCCCAUCCAUCCCGGCGUCACCGAGGUCUUCCCGCCACCAGCUGUCGCGCGCAUCUCGCCCUCGCGUCUCGACGAGCCUGCGCUGCCGCAGACGGUGUGGGGCACUGCGGCGGCACGUCCUAGCUUCGCCGCCACGCUUCAUUCGUCGAGUCGCCGUGCCGUUGAGGAGGAGCAGGAGGGACCCGACUGGGGCUUCCUCGAGUGGGAGGACGACGUGAUCUCCGGCGGCCGCUCGGGCGCGAUGCGCGAGAGCCGCGGCCUCAAUCGCCAGACGCCAAGGAGCGGCACCAACACUCCCAAGUACAGCCGCAACCCGAGCGCCACCAGUCUUGCCAGCUCGACGAGGCGUGCGCCGUCGACGACUACCAGUGCCGCUGGUGCCGCCACCGACGACGCGACGUCGACGACGAGUGGCGCAGAGGGCCAGAGGUCCGACGCUGAGCCUGCUACGCCGACGCCGGCGCAGAGCAAGAAGGCGAAGCCGAAGAAGAAGAAGCUCGUGCUCACCGCCGGCGGCCGAGGCAUGGCCUGAGAGGCCCGCCCUCUGUCCCUGCAUCGUGCUUGGCUCCACCAGCCGCCAUGUACUCUGCUUCGUCUCUGCUGCACGACCCGCCCUGCCUUGUAGAUCGCCCACGCCAUGUCUGGCCCCCUGCCCCUCUCCCGCCUUCUUCAGCCCGCCACACAUGCUUCUCCCACACGUCAAGCUCCUCCUUCCCAUGCCAUGCGCGCCGCCUCUGUACCCAGCAUCCACCCACUCGGCCCUUCUGCCAGCACUGCAAUCACCAUCAUCCAUCGUCACGCC